UAUAUCCUCACAUACUCUCACUCUUUGUGUCUCUUAAUUUGCUCACCAAUCGCCACCAUGUUGCCUCCGCUCCUCCUUCUCUUCGCGAACCUAGUCCUCCUCUCCUCCGCCCCCAACACCACCGCCUCCGCGGCGGCGGACCCGCCGAAACUAUCAGCUUACCAAGUCCUGCUGGCGUACGGCUUUCCGGUGGGGCUCCUACCCCAGGGAGUGACGUCGUACGAGCUGGAUCCGGCGACGGGGAAGUUCUCGGUGUACUUGAACAGUUCGUGCUCCUUCAGCAUAGAAGGGUACUCACUCAAGUACAAGGCGACAAUCAGCGGGACUAUCAGCAGGGGGAAGAUCAAGGACCUGAAGGGGAUACAGGUGAAGGUGCUGUUCUUCUGGAUCGACAUCGUCGAGGUUAUCCAGGACGGCGACGAGAUCGCCUUCUCCGUUGGGAUUCUGUCCGCCAGUUUCCCCAUCGAUAACUUCUACGAGAGCCCCCAGUGCGGCUGCGGCUUCGACUGUGUCAAUUCCGAAAGGCAGAGUAGCAGCAUCGCCGGAGAUGGAGAUGGAUUGAUGAUGAUGGAGAAGAAGAAGAAGUCGACUAUGACUAUGAUGAGUUUGAGGAAGGUAAUAAACCACCAUCUCUUUCAAAUGUAGUGUAAUUCAAUUAACCAAUUACGCACGCCUACAAUAACCCCUUCACCCACCCAUCUAGAUGUUUUUUUUUUUAUCCUGUGAUUGUAUGGGUUGUUGGGCUUCGGAGCUAUUAUUAGUAGUAAAAGAAGAAGAAGAAGAAGAAGAAUUGAGUACAGAGUUGGUGGUAGUAGCUAGUAGGUGAUGAGUAGUGUACUUGGUCAUCUGUAGUGAGAGCUCCUUCUUCCACUUGUAAAAGUAGCAAGAAAUAAAAUCCUUCCUGCUAUAAUUAGGGUGAGAUUUGAAUUCAGGCAGGCAGGUAUAUAUGAAAUAAAAUCCUUCCUGCUAUAAUUAGCUAGCUUUCUUGAA
Molecule: messenger RNA, 990 nt
Organism: Andrographis paniculata
Lineage: Eukaryota; Viridiplantae; Streptophyta; Magnoliopsida; Lamiales; Acanthaceae
Exons: 1
Coding region: 58-645 (195 amino acids)
Source: RefSeq, a predicted model, not a curated record